AUGAUAUUAGCUCGUCUCAAAUUAUGUUUGUUGAUGUUUGUUAUCAUCUUUGCUUUUGGAACAGACGCGAUGACCAGGCAACAAUUGAAGAAUACCGGAAAGAUGUUGAAGAAAAAAUGCAUGGAGAAAAACGACGUCACUGAAGAUUUAAUUGGUGAUAUAGAUAAAGGAAAAUUUAUUGAACAGAGGAACGUAAUGUGCUACAUUGCUUGCAUUUAUCAGAUGACUCAAGUUGUUAAAAAUAACAAAUUGAGCUACGAAGCUUCGAUUAAACAAGUGGACAUGAUGUAUCCGCCUGAGAUUAAGGACUCAGUAAAAGCUUCAAUCGAAAAAUGUAAAGAUGUAUCUAAGAAAUACAAAGAUUUGUGUGAAGCAUCGUAUUGGACAACGAAAUGUGUAUACGAAGAUAAUCCAAAAGAUUUUAUUUUUGCAUAA
Molecule: messenger RNA, 435 nt
Organism: Parnassius apollo (apollo)
Lineage: Eukaryota; Metazoa; Arthropoda; Insecta; Lepidoptera; Papilionidae
Source: the annotation of a GenBank genome assembly